CUAAGGCCAUCUCUCAUACGGAUUAUUUUCAUUCCUUGAUGUGAAUCAUUGUGGUGAAGGACUGAAGGCUUCAAUCGUGCCUUUGAAGGUGAUCCACCAAAUUGGUUCAAUCAAUUUGUAAUAUCUAUAAUUCAUACGAGUGGCAAUAAAACCAGCAAGCGACGCAAUCAUCAUCAUCAAACAAAAUCUCAUUUGUGUGACUUUGUCAGAAAGGAGGAUCGCCGAGUUAUCGACGACCACAUGUGUGUAUUUUGUCGAAAUUAUGGCACAUUGAUAAUUAGGACACACAUUUGUUUUCAUAUUAUGGCCACUCUCUCAGUCAAUAUGUGCAAGCUCUCGAACAAAGCCAGCUAAAUAACUAACUACUAGCUAAAUAUUCAGUGAUACAUGUGUACAAGUGUGAAUGCUGGUUGUGAAGCAUGAAAUAAUCAGGUAAUUGUUUGACGAGUGUAAAAAAUGAGCUUUCACAUUCCACCUUUACUCAAACACCAGCAUAACCUCACAUGAAAUAGGCAGCCUUUGUCACCAACAAAAACAUGUAAAAGCCUGCAUCACUUUCUCCGAUCAGAAAAAAGCUAUAUAAUUCAAUCUCGUAAUCAUUAACAUGUUCCUGAAUAUAAAAAGGUAGUAAAGUAAAUUAUGCAUUAAAACAGUUGCCGGAUUCUAGAAUGAAUAAAUAAUUUAAUACUUACUAACGGAACUCAUUAACAUCAGUUUGUCGUCAUAAUUCAUUGACCACAUCGGUGUGUGCGAAUCAUUAUUAUUCAACGUCAGCGUACUACAUAUGCCUCUAUCGCCAUCAAUUCUAUAUAGAAUCUCUCCCAGUGUGAAGUUGUUGGUGGCUACAGGUCGCAGAGCAAUUCCGCUGGUGUAAACAGUACGGAAUAUUAUACCAAAUUCGGAUUAACCUUAUCUGAAAAUUUACUAUAGAAUUUUCGUGAUUGCGAAAAAAUAAUAACUAAUUGGCGAACUGAAACGUCGAGACGGAACCAGUUUCUUGGCCGGAUUUAAGUUGGAGUGUCCUAUUGUGGAAAUAAAUUGCGUAGUCGUGCGCUUCAGUCUCAGCGUGAAAGUGGGCCGUUCGACUGAGGAAGAGAGAACGUGCUGGAAGUAGGAGAAAGUCAGAGCUGAGUUCUUUCACUCUGCAGACUUUGAGGGAAAGCACUCCACGCCAGUCGCAUUUCUCUGCAAAAACUACACCAUCACAUUCUCACUGGACAUUUCCAACCUGUGACUUAAAUUCACAUGGAGUAAGUGAUUAGUAAUUUGUUCCAGUUAAAAUUAAGUCAGUUGGAGAAAACAUGUGAUAAAUUGGAAAUAUUCAGCCCAAACCGAAGGCAUGGAAAUGCCAUCCGCAUCUCUUUGGACCAAUGACCUAAGAAAGUUGAGACUUUAGAGAUAGUUUAAGUGAAAAACUGUCAUCUACAGAAAAAUUACUGGGAAAUUUUAAGGAUUACGGAUGCGGAUCCAGUAGCAGGUCCAAAUCCCUACUUGACUCAACAUCACCGCAAAAUUGGAGUUGCUGCAUCCUUGUCUGCUCAGGCUCUCCCUUCGGAGAAGUGAGAAAGGAAAGAUGCAGGUUCUCACAAAUUCCGAGAAGUUGCUAUUAUCAUCCGUGGGAGUUUUUGCAAUAUCACUUACUGCCAUUGUGAUAUUCUGCGUCGUUCGAAAAAGCUGCUUGCUUCACAAAGCUAUUUGGGAAGAUGAUAAGAAGAAGAAGCAAAGGAUGGAUGAUAUCAUCUGUAUUAGAUACCCACCGGAUAUUUAUCCCACCUCCCUCGGCGUCUAUCGCGAGAAUGCUUUCCGAAGCCCAGAGGAAGAGUUGGCCCGACUUUUCUACUCGCCAAUAAAGCGAGACUCGACUUACAGCUCCAUGUCGGACAGGAGCAGUAACUCAAGUGUUGGUUUAGAAAUGUCAUCCCCUCACACUUCAAGUGGGUCUAAUACAACCACCAUGGGUUCCCCGGUUACGGCAGUCGCUGGAACGCCAGAAGAACAGUCCCCUCGUCAUUCUUCUGCCCCUCGACAAGGCAACAAUGCUGCUGUCAAUGUCAAGUCGUUGUCCAAUGUCAAGUCUUCUUCUCCAAUGGUUCCAGUCCCCGUCGUCCCCAUUCCCAUUGCAGGACACGUCGACCAACGAUUUUCCAUGCCACAUUUUUCCAACAGCACUGGAUUCUACCGAUCUACGGUGGCUGCAUUGGCGGAAGAAGCGGCCGUUGCGGCGAACCGUCGGUUCAGCUUGCAGCCGGGCAUGUCAUUGAGCCAUCCGAAUGCUCGACAACCCUUCUUCACAUUCAUUUUGAAAUAUGAGGAGGACAACGGCCUCAUUAAUAUCGAGUUCAUUGAAGCAAGAAAUUUACCACAAAAAGAGUACCUAGCCCAACCAUCGGAUGCAUUUUUCACGCUUGAGAUUCAACCUAGAAAGCCAGCCGAUCGCAAGAAAGACGUGCUGCGAUACCGAUUUGUGACACGAACAAUCAAGAAAGCUGGAGAAAUUUGCGACUUUAGUGAAACAUUUCUAGCUCAAUUAGCAAAGAGUCAUUUGAAUGAGUACGUCAUAAAAUUCACCGCAUUCGACCAAGAUCGAUUUGGCAAUCCAAAUGAAAUUGGGACAACCACACUGUCGUUUGAAGAUUUCAAAGAUUUUACCAGCAACAAGCUCGUGCUCAGUUGUUCACUAAAGGAGCCGCUUUCGAAACGUGGAGAUAUCAUGCUUGGAAUGUGCUAUCUCCCUACGGCAGAAAGGAUGUCUGUGACAAUCGUUAAAUUGAAUAAUCUGAACCCAUUCUUUACUGACGGAAUGAUUAGCAAACAGAGUAUUUGUUACGUCCGACUUCUUCUACUGCGAGCAGAUUCUGGGAAAGUGAUCCGAAAAAAGAAGACGACCUUCCAAAAACUCACCGGGACUACAGCAAAUCAGCCCGUUUUCAACGAGACGAUUGUUUUCGACAUGCCUCCGAAUGAACUCGUCCAAGUUGUUCUUUUGGCCCUGGUCUGCCUCACAGACAAGCCACCCAUUUCCAAAAGUCAGCGUAGAGGGGAAAGCCGAGAACAUGAAUCAUCGUCAUUUGACGGGGGUCGAAAAUCUGUCCCUGAGCAUCAUCCAAACCUUGUAAACAAAACGUCUAAUGAGUCGUCCCUAUUCCAUUAUUCGGAUAAUCUCAAUGCAAAAGCUAAACGAUUGGAUAGCAGCAGCAGCGGUCAAAGUCACCCAAGUCAAGGAAGUGGACCAGCUAAAUAUGUGGGAGGUUCAUCAUCAGAUCAAUCAACACGGGUCACGACCACACAAAACCUCGAUACUGGAACUUUGCAAACCAAUGCAGCCAGUCCGGAAAGUAAUUCAUCUGGCAUCGGUUCCUUGGAGGGUUGUGAGGAGGAGAAGCCACUGAGGGUCAAGGAUACAGUAGUUGGGAAGGUGGCUUUAGGCUAUUGCAUUCGAAAUCCACUGGGGAAAUUUCAUUGGGAGAAUAUGAUGCGAAUUCCUAGAAACGUGGUUACCGAGUGGCAUGGUCUUAAAUAAAGGAUUCAACAAAGCUCUUUUCUCCAUUAUUUGAUGUACAGUACAGAAUAUAAACAUGUACAUAUGUAAACACAUACAUACAUAUAAA
Molecule: messenger RNA, 3608 nt
Organism: Folsomia candida
Lineage: Eukaryota; Metazoa; Arthropoda; Collembola; Entomobryomorpha; Isotomidae
Product: synaptotagmin-C
Exons: 9
Coding region: 1574-3520 (648 amino acids)
Biological process (GO): regulation of dopamine secretion; cellular response to calcium ion; regulation of calcium ion-dependent exocytosis
Molecular function (GO): phosphatidylserine binding; calcium-dependent phospholipid binding; calcium ion binding
Source: RefSeq, a predicted model, not a curated record